UAUGUCUGUUCAGUGCUCUCACAAAUGGCCACAGCUACUACCUUAUCAUCACUAUCGGUAAAUUUCAUCAAUGCCUCACACAGAUGUGUCUCUACAGCUCCUUUCUCCUCCUCUAGCUCUAUCUUCCUCCGCCGCAGGAUCCGCCGCCUGAAUCGCUCAUUUGCUUCGUACCGUAGCUCUCAGUCGCGUAGGCGAUACGAUUCAAACGAUCGAUUCUUCGGCGGUUACGAGUACGAUGUGGUUCACGAUGAGGAUAGUUUUAGCGACGAUGAUGAUGAUGAUGAAGAAGACGAGAGAGAGAGCAGUGUUGAUCUUUUGAUCAGGUUCUUGAGAAGCAUGUUCAAGAAGGUUUCGAAGCGAGCUAAGAAAGCAUCGCGACGGAUUUUGCCAGCAGCCAUGUCUCCUCGACUCGUGUCUUUUGCAGUAGAUGGGAUAUUGCUAUUGGGUUUACUAUCCAUAACAAGAGCAUUUCUUGAGGUGAUAUGCAAUCUAGGAGGAACCGUGUUUACGGUGAUUCUGCUGAUCAGAUUGUUCUGGGCGGCAGCUUCCUUCUUACAGACUUAUGGGAGCUCUUUUGGACCAAACCCAUUAACUUAAAACAUCUAGUUGUAGACACAUUUGAGGUGUGAGGUGCUGUAAACUGUUCAUGUCUUGUAGCGUCGAUUUGUAAAGGAAAAUGUAAGAUAAUUGUGUACAUAUAUAUAUCGAUGGGGAGGUUUCUAGUAAAGUUUGAAGGCGAUCCGCUGCUUCCUUUGCUC
Molecule: messenger RNA, 758 nt
Organism: Capsella rubella
Lineage: Eukaryota; Viridiplantae; Streptophyta; Magnoliopsida; Brassicales; Brassicaceae
Product: protein SHORT HYPOCOTYL IN WHITE LIGHT 1
Exons: 4
Coding region: 25-597 (190 amino acids)
Biological process (GO): negative regulation of photomorphogenesis; regulation of abscisic acid-activated signaling pathway
Source: RefSeq, a predicted model, not a curated record